Tripterygium wilfordii is the source of this 1569-nucleotide messenger RNA. RefSeq lists its product as uncharacterized. The record is from RefSeq and is a predicted model, not a curated record. NCBI's taxonomy places the organism in Eukaryota, Viridiplantae, Streptophyta, Magnoliopsida, Celastrales, Celastraceae. Gene Ontology annotation, molecular function: zinc ion binding. The transcript has 2 exons. Bases 1 to 1569 code for a protein of 522 amino acids.
AUGUUGAAGGAACAUUUGAAUGUUUUCAAGAUAACAAUGAUGAAGGGUCCGCAUACUUGCACAAACGCUUCACUUAAUCAACGCCAUAAACAAUUGAAUUCAGAGUAUCUAUCUGAAGAGGUGUUUUCAUUGGUAAAAGCUGAUUUGAAGAUAAACAUUGCAGCUAUCCAAGCACAUGCCGAAACACAUUUGGGGUACUCAGUAUCGUAUCGGCAGGCUUGGACAGCAAAACAGAAAGUUAUGGAAAAGUUGUUUGGUACAUUUGAAGAGUCAUACAAUGUUCUACCUCGGUUCUUUCAUGCUUUGCAAAUCUCUAAUCCUGGAUCAGUGGUCAAUUUUCAUCAUAAGGAAGUUAUUGGGGGAGCGGCUGUAUUUGAACGGGUGUUUUGGGCAUUCGCUCCUUGUAUUGUUGGUUUUCAAUUUUGUCGCCGGUUGAUAAGUAUUGACGGCACCCAUCUAUAUGGCAAGUAUAAGGGCAAAUUGUUGAUUGCAGUGGCAUUUGAUGCAAACAAUGGCCUUUUUCCCUUAUGUUAUGCACUUGUGGAUAAUGAAAAUAAUUCCAAUUGGGAAUGGUUUAUAGAUUGUAUUCGUACAUAUGUGACAGACCGAGCUGGUAUUUGUGAGUUAUCUGAUCGUCAUGCUAGCAUUAAAGGGGCAAUGCGAGAGCGAUGGCCCGAGCCACUUGCAUACCACAGGUUUUGUUCUAGACACUUUGUUAGCAAUUUCAUGGACAAGUUCAAGGAUACACAAUUGAAGGAGAAGUUUGACUUAUGGAUGUCCAGGAUGAAAACUUACAAACCAGAAGCAUGGACUUAUCUUCAAAAAGAUGGGGUUGAAAAGUGGGCAUUAUCAUAUGAUGAUGGCCAUCGAUAUGGAAACAUGACUACAAAUAUGUCUGAAAUUUUCAACAGCGUCUUGGAAGGUGGGAGGUUUUUGCCAGUUACUGCCCUAGUCCAGUUAACCUUCUACCUCUCAAAUAAAUAUUUUGUAAUGCGGAGGAUUGAGGUGGGAAAUUCGAGGGCUGAAGGUCGUGAAUGGCCACCUCAAGUAUUGGCUGACAUUUUUAGAGAAAGGGAAAGUUCAAAGAGGCAGCAUGUGCGGAUGUUCAAUCACAAUCCACCAACAUUUCAUAUCACAACCAGGGUACGGAGGACAGAUAAUAACCAAGGUGGUGUAAGAUGCCAUGUAGUUUGUCUUCUUCAAGGCAGUGAAUCUUGUUCAUGUAAUAUGUGGCGCUUGUAUCAUCGUCCGUGUUCACAUGUGUUUGCUGCAUGUUCUGCAAUGAACAUUGGAUAUUCUCAUUUAAUGGAGGAUUAUUUUACAUUGUCGGCGUAUGCAAAUUGUUAUAGACCAACUUUCUAUCCGAUUCCAGAUGAGACACAAUGGCCUGAGUACACUGGUCCACGCAUAUUGCCUGAUCCUGAUCUCCGAAGAUCAAAAAAAAGUCGUCCAAAAUCAACACGGUUAACAAAUGGAAUGGAUAUGAGAGAGGCUAAGUCACACUACAAAUGCAGCAUAUGUCAUCAAUCUGGGCAUAAUAAAAAACACCAUACAAAUUCUGAGAGUUGA